CCCCUACCCACUCACAAAUUCCCCUCCCUUCACGUGAUUUCCCCUUUCCGCCCUUACAGCUCUGCAGCAGUCGCAGUAGCUCAGCGAACCUCCUUAGGCUCGCCUAUUAGGUUUCCCUUGUUGACCCCUCAGAUACGCAAAGAUGGUUGAGAAGAAGGUGCGCAAGGACGAGAUCGUCACUCGCGAGUACACCAUCAACCUCCACAAGCGCGUCCAUGGCUGCACAUUCAAGAAAAAGGCCCCCAAGGCCAUCAAGGAGAUCCGGAAGUUCGCUGAAAAGAUGAUGAAGACCAAGGAUGUGCGUGUGGAUGUGAAGCUCAACAAGCAAGUAUGGUCACGCGGUGUGCGUAACGUUCCCCGCCGCGUGCGCGUGCGCAUUGCUCGGCGGCGCAAUGAGGAUGAGGACGCCACUGAGGAGUUCUACUCCAUUGUCACUGUGGCGGAUCUCCCUGCUGAGGGCUUCAAGGGUCUUGGCCCCAAGGUGGUGGAGGAUGAGGAGGCCUAAACGGUGUUAUGGUUGAAUACUUGUGUGUUUAGGUUGAAAAUGCAGAGGAAUUUGAGUGCCCGUUGUUGCUGCACACGUGUUGCAACAUGCUAUGACAAACAAGGAGCUCAAACAGGGGUGGUGCACAAUCAGCGAGAGCUUCUGCCGAACAACAGGUGCAACAAUAAUUUGCGCACAAAGCU
Molecule: messenger RNA, 687 nt
Organism: Closterium sp. NIES-67
Lineage: Eukaryota; Viridiplantae; Streptophyta; Zygnematophyceae; Desmidiales; Closteriaceae
Source: the annotation of a GenBank genome assembly